AUGGCUUCUUGUAUAGGGGCUGCACAAGGGGCAUUAUUCGGUAUUACUUCUGGGUUUUUAUUAAAAAGAUAUAAUAAGUUAUAUAGAAACGCAAGAUUCCAAGUUCAUGUCCUUUAUCAAUGCUUUUGUGUAGCUUAUACAGGUGCAUUUAAAGGUGAUAAACAGUUAAUAAGCUUCCAAGAAAGGUAUUUCCAACAGGAAAAUGAAAAGAGAAAAUUGUUAAUCAAUAAAGCUGCAGAUCAAGGCAUAUUUUUAGAAGAUGAUGCAACCAUUAUGAGUACUAUUGAUACCUAG
Henningerozyma blattae CBS 6284 is the source of this 294-nucleotide messenger RNA. It is a transcript of the gene RCF3, whose product is annotated as Rcf3p. Bases 1 to 294 code for a protein of 97 amino acids. Lineage: Eukaryota; Fungi; Ascomycota; Saccharomycetes; Saccharomycetales; Saccharomycetaceae. The transcript has a single exon. The record is from RefSeq and is a predicted model, not a curated record.